Messenger RNA from Suillus paluster, 1193 nucleotides. Its product is annotated as S-adenosyl-L-methionine-dependent methyltransferase. Gene Ontology annotation, molecular function: 2-methoxy-6-polyprenyl-1,4-benzoquinol methyltransferase activity. Gene Ontology annotation, biological process: ubiquinone biosynthetic process. NCBI's taxonomy places the organism in Eukaryota, Fungi, Basidiomycota, Agaricomycetes, Boletales, Suillaceae. The record is from RefSeq and is a predicted model, not a curated record. The transcript is spliced from 3 exons. The coding region runs from base 1 to 993 and encodes 330 amino acids.
AUGUUGUCUGCAGCCGUCCGACAGGCAACGCGUCUAUCGCGCUUUUGCCAAAAAACUCGACACUUCCAGUCGGCGGCAGCGGCGUCCUCGACCGUCAAUGCAGCUGAGAUUGCCCAUUUUUCCCGACUUUCCUCAUUAUGGUGGAAUGAGCACGGGGAGUUCUCGCUACUGCAUCGAAUGAACCCCGUAAGGGUGCGCUAUAUCCGGGAAAAACUCCUCGAGGCUACGUUCGAAGACCAAGGAGAGAAUGCAAGGAGAGAAAUGGAAUCAAAAUGCGCGGUAUUGGCUGGUAUGGACGUGUUGGAUGUGGGUUGUGGAGGUGGCUUGCUCUCAGAGAGUCUUGCUAGGCUUGGAGCCCAUACUCUUGGCAUCGACGCAUCAGAAUCUAACAUUGGGAUAGCCUCAACACAUGCUAGUGCUGAUCCCCAGCUGUCCUCUUCGGGCAAUUCGUUUGAAUACCGACAUACUUCUGCGGAGCAACUCGUCAAAGAGCCAAAGCGGUUCGACGUCGUAUGCUCGAUGGAGGUUAUUGAACACGUAGAUAACCCUGUGGCUUUUCUUUCGGCUUGUGCCCAGCUGGUGAAACCUGGAGGCCAUCUUUUCCUUUCCACGAUUGCGCGGACGCCACUCUCCUAUUUCCUCACGAUUUUGGCCGCCGAACAUGUCCUCCGCAAGGUAGCCGUAGGAACCCACACGUACUCAAAGUUCAUUAACCCUUCCGAGCUUAUAUCAUUCUUCCAAACCUAUCGGUCCUCGCCUUCCUCCUCCAGCACUCCGACGAACUCGGGUGAAAUUGGCUCUGGUGGAUCUCCCAGACCGUGGAUAACACGUACGUAUGCUCAUGGUCUGCCCACACGAUUGGAAGCGGAAGUACGAGGCAUAGUGUAUAUUCCAUGGAGCGGAGAAUGGAAGUUGAUGCCCCGCUCUUCUACGUCCUGGGGUGCCGCAGAGUGCAACUAUCUUUUCUGGGUCAGGAGACCAUUGGAUUCGUAGUAUGAGAUCUGCGACCUAAAUAUAUCCUGUUCUGCCGCAUCACUCUUACACACAAUGCUACAGAUUAGAUGGCAAGUCACCAAGAAAGACUAGCUAGUGUGGCAAUUUGAAUACUUGCUUACAAUUUAAAAUUAGUAUACGGAAGACUCGUCCGGCAGUAGCACGAAUCUAGGACAUAAGCCUUUCCCCCCAGACAAGCC